AGCAGAGGAUGUCGGCUUCCUGUGGCUCGCCCCGGCCCAAUGGAGUUGCUCCCAGGUCCUCGACAGUUACCAUCUGGAGUGCCUGAAGGAGAGGGCGUACUGGCUCUAUCUUGGCUCGGUGUCAGUGCCACCAGGAAUUAGGUCCACGCUGAAGACCCAAGGAAGAGUAUCAAGAUGAUGUCAACACUUGACAGCUCGGGGUAUCGGCGACAGCUGAACACUCCUCACCAGGUGCGGCCGGUGGUGGGGGCGCCCUACGUACUCUGCGUGUUCAUCGUCGCUGUCAUUCUCGUGGGAGUGGGCACCUUCGUCACUGCCUACGCCUACGAGAACGACCCGCACGACCCCGUCUUGCUGGUCGUCGGUCCAUCACUCCUGGGCCUCGGAGGUCUGCUCCUGCUGGGUUCUGUCUUGGUGUGCGUGGUCGCCUGCUGCAAGAACAGACACCUGCGGGAAGCCUUCUCUGACGACCUGCUGAACAUUGGGGGCUCCACCUUCUACGGCGGGAGAGGCUUCGUGCAGCUGGAGGACGAGACCCAGCUGUACGACCCUCCCCCGCGCCACCACCUGCAGGGCUCGGCCGUGAUGGGGGUCAGCAACCCUGCAGGUCCAGACCACGCCGAGGCCAUCAUGAUCUUGGCAAAUACAGUGGCAGAGGAACGAGACAGACAGCGCAAGAACUCUCGUAAAUAUUCCCGGAACCUCUCCCAGGAGCCCAGUCGACGCUCAGAAGAACGUUCUUACCCAAAAUAUUACUUGGGUCCUCAAGGCCACUCCUACAGCCCCGAGGACUCGAACCAUCUCGAGCACCUGGGUUUGGAAAGACUGAGAAGGGCAGACGCGUACCCUGAGCUCGCUGAGGACUUCGACUUGGGAGAGACAGACGAGUCCACCGAACGCUUCAGGGACAGAUCUUACAGCAUGUCGGUGCGUCGGCCCGUGGCACGUCUGGCUCCUGUCCCAGACAGACUACGCAGAAACGUGACCUUUACAGCAGCCUCCCAAGCCAGCCUGCAGCAACAGCAGCAACAGCUACAGUUCUUGCGACAACAACAACACCAGAUGAGGAAAAACUUGCUCCUGCAAGAGCCGCAGUACUCGGGUCUUCACCGUAAGCGUAGCUCCAAGCGCAAGAAGGGCGUAGUGUCCCGGGAGCAGACUCCUGAACCCAUUAAGGUCCAUCACCUUCCUCUGUAUAACCCGGACCUGCUGAGUGCACUGGGAAUCCAGCCUAAGCGGUUCCCGCUGGAGCGCGGCCAGAGCGAUCACGGCCUCUUGGACCAGGGCAGGAAAGAGUCCCCAGAGGUGUGGCGGGAGGACCCAGACGUCACUCACGGCAGUCUGGGCAACCCACGCCGCCGCCCCUCCGUGGUGAUGGGCGUCAGGAGCAUCAGGGCCCCACACUCUGGCUCCGCGUACAGGCAUCACUCCAUCUACGCCUCGGACAUGGACCUCCACAGAGCGCCCGCGGGCGUCAGUGACAGCGGAGAUAACCUCAGUAAUUCCGUCUCCGGAUACGGACAGGAGCCGCGUUCACCGCUCAGUCCCGUCACUGCCUUCAGGAACUUUUCCAUAACAGGAUCAGACACAGAGGACCGUCGCCAGAGAGCUUCGCCUGUAUUACACCUUCUUCAUCCCAGUGAAGGCUCCUUGUCUUCCUUGAACCGGAAUGACAGCAAGCGAGACAACAGCACAUUACCCAGGUCCUCUUCAGCGUCACCCAGCCAGGGUCGACCGCUCUCCAACAUAUCCUCAGAGUCCUGUUGUUCCGGAUGCUGCGACAGCGAUCACGAUAACCAUACUGGCGUCGGUGAUGGGGAAGAUAAGGACACUAAAGUUGAAAACGGUGAUUUAGAAAACGAUAAAUCAGUUCCAGAGACUGAGAAGAUUGUAUAGGGGGGUGUUCUGUUGUAGCAGAUUCAGACUGGUCGAGAGUGGAGGUACUCAUGAGUGAAUGAUUCAUAUACUCACCUCCUGUGACACUCCAAUACUCAUUGGAGUUGAAAGGACUUUGAAACCUUGUCAAUAAAUGACUUGAUAAUCUUGUGCUUGCAAAGACAGAUCUUAGUGUCCGUGUCAUAAUGUCUAAAAUUGAUGCAGACAUUUUCUCAGCAAGAGUUUUCAAAUUUUUACAUUUUCAAGAAGGAAAUCACCGUUUUCAUUGACCCCAUUGUCUUCACAUUACCUUCUAUUAAUAGCCUGAUAGUUUCAUUAUAUUGUAAAUAUUAUGUUCAUGGUAUAUUGUUAAGGAAAUGGUUGAUUUCCAAUAACAAAAAUAUUGAUGCCCCAAAACUUGGUGAUGCGAUAUAUGACCCAUGUUUCAUACUCAUCCUUCAUCCCUUUUUUAUACAUAUAAAUUAUUGGUCAUGCUUUAUAUGCAUCCACAAGUAACUAUGCACUAGAAAAGAAUACCUUUAGUCAAUGCACUAUGGUUCUCAAGUGAAGUCCCCCAUUAGUAGGGACUUAUUAACUCUUGUAUAUGUUCCUGUCUCUGCUGCUGCUAGCUACUCUUCGUCAAUUUUCAUGAAUGGUAUCUAAAGGAUUUUGGCGACUUUAGUGGUUCAAAGGAUGUAGAAAUACUGUUGUCUAGUAUCUAGAUUAAGGUGGUGAGGAAAUGGUACACCACUAUAGAGCAGAGUGCUGGUGAUGACUGCAAGAGGCAAACGAACUGUAGCUAAUCGCACGCGUUUGGUGGCGUGUCUGAAUGUUUCAGUAAAUGUGUUGGCACCAGACCGUCUGCAUGUCCAUAGCCGGUUCAUGGCUAUGGAGACCCGGACGGGAUACAGCUUCUCUAGGGUUCUCCAAGCAACAAUUACUCUUGCUUUAUGGAAGUGGCAUAAAGACCAGUUGCGUUACCAGAGGCGAAGAGACCACUCAGCCAGCCAGCACACACAAGGGGUUCGAUGUGAGACGCACGUCAAGUACACAGAAAUCUUCUAGCAUUAAAAUUGCACAUCUUUUAAUGUUGAUGACCAAACCGCACAUCAGACAAUGGAGAAACGACGACGUUCCGGUCCUUCCUGGAUCAUUAUCAAGUCGUGGAAUUGGAUACUGCUCAUCUUCCAGUAAUGAUAGUGCUUAUAGGACCAAUUUACUCAGAGUAUAUCUGUCCCAUUUGGGACAUAUCACAAAUGGGAUUCUAAACACGUGAAAAAGUAACUGAAGAACCUAUAGUAUAACCUGUCCCAGUAGUCCUAGACCUAACAGACGCCAUCUUAUGCCUAAUACAAUACAUAUAUGACCUGUACUAGACCAUGAAUUUUUAACUUUCAUUUUGGUUUUUCGUUUCUUCGAAGAAUUAAUAAUACAACAUGUACAUACUGAUGGCUGCAACGGUCCAUUUUUGUACGUUCGACCACAUGGUGGAGUGUCAUUACUGCUGGUAACAUAACAUUACAUCUUUACAUUAUUUUCAUUAUCUGUCCACCACUUGUGAAACUUCAGUGUCAUGUUUUGGCUACCAUUGCUUAUAAUUUUACUCUGCUAAAGAGUUCUGGGGAGUACAUGUAGACGAAGAAUCAUCUUAAAUACGCACAAUUUGUAAACUUUGUCAGUUACAUUCAGUAGUUACUGUAUUACAUGUAAAUAUGAAGAUAUGAAACACUCAUGAGGAAUUUCAAAUACUGUACUAUUUAGAGGGUUGUUAAGGUAUGAGCAAUAGCCUGGGCGGAGGGAGAUUGAUUGAUUGAUAAAGAUUAAGCCACCCAAGAGGUGGCACGGGCAUGAAUAAGUGCCCCCCCUCUUCCUCCGUUACGGUGCCCGGGCUAACCAUAGCCCGUGCUUCUUGCCCCGCUCCUGUGCCAGGUAAGUUACGGGCUCACCAUAGUCCGUGCUACUUAGAACUUGUUCCGAGUAGCUGAAUCUAUAACAACAACAUUCGUUACGGUGGCCCAUAACGGAAGGAGAGGGGGCGAUUCACACACAUGCAUAGAGUGCUGCAGCCCAUCCUCCGAACAUGGGGAGGUAAAUGUAACAGCACAAGUGUAAUUAUGUACUAUUCCUAACAGUCAGGAAAUGAACGUAUUACAUUUAGUAUUAAACCGUACUGUCAAUUCGGAGGAUGAGUUGCAGCGCUGAGAGCCAGCAGCCACUUGACGCUAAACUGUUGUGUGUGUAGGAGGAUGUAUAGACGAAGCUUGCUGAUGGAAGCUUGCCGUAUCUGGCACUCCCCCAGAGCCAUCUUUCUGUUCCUGUACAAAUACAAUCACGGACUGACAUAGA
Molecule: messenger RNA, 4221 nt
Organism: Procambarus clarkii (red swamp crayfish)
Lineage: Eukaryota; Metazoa; Arthropoda; Malacostraca; Decapoda; Cambaridae
Source: RefSeq, a predicted model, not a curated record